GCUAACACGGGGAAAAAGACCGGGGAUACUACCUUUAUCAAUUUUUAAAUACCGUUAUAUGUAACAAACAUUUUAUUAUCCUUAUUGCACGUUAAAAUAUUUUUCUAAAUAUAUUUUUCAAAUCUAAUGUUUACUUGCUACUCGUGAACUUGAAUAUAUUGGUAUACAUUACGGGAAUUUUAAUUGAUAUAUAGGCAGCUCUUGCUGUAUACGAUGUGAAUAAUAAAGUGCUCCUCAUACAUGCAGUUCAAGACUAAAUGCCAAGCGAACGCAUCGGAUGUUGUACACAGUAGAACUACAAUUCCCAUGGUUCAUUACAACUGCAGUUCAAAGGUCAAGGAAUAGGGAAGUUGACGGUUAACCUGCUAUGAGUUAUCAAUGGUAGGAUUAAUCGUUUCUCCAAAAAAAAAAAAACUGUAUUUGUUCAAAUUGUGUUUUAAUUGCUUUUUGAUCGGAUUAUUAGUCUUCUGACAGUUAAAUGUGAAUUAACUACGCGGGCAGCGAAAUUUCAUUCAUUCUCCAGUGAGUAUUGUUACCAGUGACAAGCUACUGUCUGGAGUUAGCAGACCGCUUAAGUUUGAAAGGAGGCACCGCACAUCUCUGAACAGGAACUGUCGCUGCCAUGAACGUGAGAGCAUUUUUCAUUCUGGGGCUCGUUGUCCACGUCGUAUUCUUCAUCUCUAUAUUUGAUAUAUACUUUACAUCUCCUCUGGUCCAUGGGAUGACCCCGCAACACGUUCCCCUUCCUGCUCCUGCCAAGCGCCUUGUGCUGUUUGUGGCGGACGGUCUGAAAGCAGACACCCUGUUUAAGACCGAUGACACCAAAAUAGACAAGGCACCUUUUAUACGAAGCAUAAUGGAGGAGAGCGGGAGCUGGGGUGUGUCCCACACCAGGGUCCCCACAGAGUCACGCCCGGGUCACGUGGCGUUGAUUGCGGGGUUUUACGAAGAUGUUAGCGCAGUCGCUAAAGGCUGGAAAGAGAACCCCGUAGAGUUUGACUCUGUGUUUAAUGAAAGCCGGCACACGUGGUGCUGGGGAAGCCCUGACAUCUUGCCCAUGUUUGCAAAAGGUGCUAGUGGGGACCAUGUCUACACGCACACAUAUUCUGCUGAGAUGGAGGACUUUGCGUCCACAGAUGCCUCAAAACUGGACACGUGGGUAUUUGAUGAAGUGAAGGCAUUUUUCAGCUCUGCAAAAGCGAACGACACCUUGCUGUCUCAGUUACGGGAGGAACGUAAUGUCUUCUUUUUGCAUUUGCUUGGAAUAGACACGAACGGUCAUGCCCAUCGGCCGAUGUCCAGAGAAUAUGCAGAAAAUAUCGAAAUUGUCGACGCCGGCGUGGCAGAGAUCGUUUCUGUGAUGGAAGACUUCUUUGAAAAUGAUAAAGGCACAUCUUAUAUUUUUACCUCUGACCAUGGAAUGACAAACUGGGGUUCUCAUGGAGCUGGACACCCGUCUGAGACUCUCACCCCCUUGGUGGCCUGGGGGGCGGGGAUUCGUACAGCUGAGAGGACAACCACUCAGCACUUUAAUGACCACUACCUGCAAGAGUGGAGACUUGAAUACUUAAGGAGGAUAGAUGUUAACCAGGCAGACAUUGCUCCGUUGAUGUCUUCCCUAAUUGGAGUGCCUAUUCCUUUAAAUUCUGUGGGUGUUUUGCCGUUGGGUUACUUGGAUAACAGUGGACUUUUUAAAGCAGAGAGCAUGUAUGCAAAUUCCAUUCAGAUUAUGGAGCAGUUCAAGGUUAAGAUGGCCCAGAAAAAGGAAACUACAUUAUCCAUUCUUUUCACUCCAUACCAGCGGUUGACUGAGUCCAAGCAGCUGGAUUUUGUGCGAAAUGUGAGGUCCCUGAUCCAGGAAAGAAAAUACGAUGACGCUAUCGCUCUGUCCAAGGAGAUGAUCUCCCAAGCUCUGGAGGGGCUAGCGUACUACCACACCUACGACCGGGUCUUCCUGGGCAGCAGUGUGGUGUUUGGCUUUGUGGGCUGGACCUCCUACGUCGUCCUGGUCAUCCUGAAGACCCACGCCGCCUUGCGAAGGCCUCGCCCCCUGAGCGCCCCGGUGUCUUGCAGUGUGGUUUGGAAGACAUUUGCCUGUCUAGCCCUCGGGAUUUCCAUGUUCCUGCUCAUCCAAGCCAGUCCUUGGACUUACUACAUCUAUUGCCUGCUUCCAGUGUACGUCUGGUACUCAGUGUUCAAAGAGUUCAGGACGCUCGCUGACCUGAUGAGCUCUGAUCCAGGUUUCAACAGGCAUGAGGCCUUCUUCCCCCCAGCACUGUCCUCACUAAUGUUGGUGUGGAUUAACAUGGAGCAGGAGGCCUUACGUGCACAGGGUGCCUCCCCAAAGCUGGAACUCUCCAGCAUUGACUUCUCUGCCGAUAUUGAUAUAACCAAGAUCCGGCAACUGAAGCUUGAUGACAUCAGAAGAUCAUACUUUUUUGUAUUUUUCAUUAUAACAGCAUUUUUUGGAACGGGGAACAUAGCCUCUAUUAACAGUUUUGAUCCAGCAUCUGUGUACUGCUUUGUGACCGUAUUCAACCCCUUCGUCAUGGGAGCCUUAAUGAUGUGGAAGGUGUUGAUACCGUUCGUCAUUGUCAUGUGUACAUUUGAGACAAUCCAGGUCUCAACACAGCUCUCCUCUAGAAGCCUGUUCCUAAUCGUACUAGUUAUCUCCGACUUGAUGGCUUUGCACUUCUUCUUUUUGGUUAAAGAUUACGGGAGCUGGCUGGACAUCGGCACCAGCAUUAGCCAUUACGUCAUUGUGAUGUCCAUGACCAUCUUCCUGAUGCUGCUGAACAUUUUCUCGCGUGUCUUUACCUCCAAAAGAAUCCACGUGGGCUGGGGGGUGAAAAUGCACUCCACGUGAAGCUCUCCGAGGAAAUUCGUGCAAGUGUUAGAAAUGGAACUGUAGCUGCAUAAGGGUGCUGUGCAUUCAUUACUGUGUAUUGGGUUUACUGAGAUGCUUAUUUCGGUUGCGUAAUUGUAAAUUAUAAGUUAUAAAUUUUUUUCUGGUUAAUUUAGUACUAUAGGAAACAGGAAGCAAUUUCUGUGUAACUUAGCCUUUAAAUUUUAAGUUUAUACCUCAUCAAAAAACAUGAAUAAGUAUAAAGAUCAUGAUUUUAUAUGUUACAAGUUAAGUUGGUACAUUUACUGCCAGUGUCACAAAGUGGAAUCCAAAGUGUUUACUUUUAAACAGAUUUCACGUAAGUAUUGUGUCUGUAAUGUGGACAAUAGUCCACAGAGCAUAUUUUAAAUUGUAUUCAGGAAAAAAAUGUUAUUCCUACCAUGUUAGGUACAAAACAUGCUCUCACUCUUUACAUUUUUAUGGCAACUGCUCGACUAAACACAAAAUUCAAUCUUAAGUAGGCCUAAUAACUUUGAUAAAUGUUAUAUAGAUAUAGAUGCUGCAGUGAAUGUAUUUGUUAAUGAAUAAAUUAAUUUAAAGAAGAAAAAAAAUACAAAAGACGACGCUGAGGCAGGAAAGGCAUAUUUAAAUUAUGUGCGUGUUAUUUUUUUUCCUUGUCUCAUGUUGUCUUUGUCCAAAACUUAUAGCAGGUAGUAUGAACCUCACAAAAUGAGUCUUUCAGUUUCAUAUGAAAGCCCAAGAUCUGUCGCGGUUUCCGUACGUGUGAUGGGGAAAUUUCCACUGAGUGGUAGUUGCUCUCUUCUUACCGCAAGCAAUCUGCAAUCAGAUAGUGCAGCAGUGGAUUUUGCUCUGUGCAGUCGGAGGAGAAGGUAGGUUGUGUCAGUUCUCCAUUUAUGAAUUUAUAAUGAUGUAACGACGGCAUUAAUUAAGCAUACAAAUAUGAGUGGUUUUGCUUGAUUAAUUGAAAACAGAGAAAGUUCUUAAAGACAGCACAUUCUAGAAAAGGGAAACACAAUUUUCAUUUUGUCAUGCAUGCUAAUAUAUUAUCAACAUACAUUAUUGGAAAAUAUUGCGAAAUAGCCUGUCAGACUUGCCUCACCAACCCUUGGAUGUCAAAGUGCAUUUUCUUGAAAAUGGUACAGUAGAAGUUGACCAAAUUUUAUCUGAAAAUAUAUUGGCUCAGAAUGUAUAAAACUUGUUCAAAAUAAUGGAUUUCAAAAUGCCUUGGAAAUGGUAUAGUAAACGUUGAACACAUUUUGUCUGGAAAUAACCUUGGACAUUGCCUUUCAGAUGCUAUAUGACGUGUUUAUACAUUAUGGGAAAGUAAGAAAUUAAUUGUAUUUAAGUUAUCCAAGGUCUCCAAGAAGGUCGGAUACUCUUAACUGGUGUUCAGUGUACUGUAUACGCAGAGACAACUGUCAGAGCCCAUCCCCCGACUCAGAGUCAAAGGGAGGUGAACCCUGUCGUUCACCGUGGUGAACUCCAACUCACUGGCACUGAACUGGGGGACUGUAAGUAGACCCACCUCUGCCUGGCGCCUCUCACCAUGGGCAACUCCAGGGUGGAAUAGAGUAUAGCCCCUCUCCAAGAUUUUAGUUCCAGAGCCCGAGUCAGUAUCUCUGUACCUCCUGCACGAGUUCAGGCAGAUACUAAAUUUCACUUAGUAUGGUUGGUCACCUGAGACCAAUUUGCCUUGGGAGACCCUAACAGGGGCGAUUGCCCCUGAAAACAUAGCUCCUAGGAUCAUAGGGGCACACAAACCCCUCCACCACGAUAACGUGGUGAUUCAUGGAGGAUUAUAUUAAAAUUAUAUAAUGAGCAUGGCUGAACACAAAUUCUAUGCAAAUAUACAUCAAAUGAAGCACCGAAUUUUACUGUUUGUGUAUUGCAAUUGUGUUCUCCGUCACACCCUACCGAUCUGCCCUUCCUAUUUCUCCCUAGUGUGGCUCUGACGGGCCACACUUGUUGUGUAUCAGUCUUACCUCUCGUUCCUACCUUUGUGUAAUGCACUCCUGCUGCCUCUUGUUUUACUCCCCUGCUAGUCUUUGUAUAAUGGUGCCUCCCAGUCCUGUAUUCCCCAGUCUUGACAUUGAUGUUAUUAGUCCUGCUAGUCUUGUUGUUGAUCCCAGUAUUGAGCUCCCCUGCGACUCCUAUGUUUUCCUGCCAUUGUGAGUGGAAUAAACACAUCUUGAUUUGCCCUGA
This is a messenger RNA of Paramormyrops kingsleyae, 5068 nucleotides long. Lineage: Eukaryota; Metazoa; Chordata; Actinopteri; Osteoglossiformes; Mormyridae. The record is from RefSeq and is a predicted model, not a curated record.